Molecule: messenger RNA, 297 nt
Organism: Meloidogyne enterolobii
Lineage: Eukaryota; Metazoa; Nematoda; Chromadorea; Rhabditida; Meloidogynidae
Source: the annotation of a GenBank genome assembly
AUGGAUGUCCCCAAUUCGCCCUCAAUGCAUUCACGCAGCUCUCCUCCUUCGCAUUAUGAUUCCGAUGAUGACUUUUAUUCUCCUCCAUAUUCCCCUGAUCCUUACUCUUCUCCACCAUAUGCACCGCAGCGUCCUGAAUUUGAGUCACAGAACUCAACCGAAGACGCGGAAGGAUAUCAAGAUUAUGGAGAUCAAUAUCGCCAUACUGCACCUGCAAACAUGCAUGGUCCGUACAAUGCACAUGCCCCACAUUACGGUCGCGCACCCGGCCAUUUUAACAACGGAAUAAUGGCAUAA